GUGGGGUGGUGGAGCAUAUUAUAAUGACACAAUCAUGCAUUGGACAGUUUAUCUUCAAACAUUCAAUACAUCGUAUUGGAAUGGGAGUUUUUUGCACAGUUGCUACCCUUUUACUAAUAAUAUUGGCAAUUAUGGUUGCUAAAGUAAACUCUAUGCGCCCUAAUAUUGUUCUCAUCGUUGCAGAUGAUAUGGGCUGGGAUGACGUCAGCUUCCACGGGUCGGAUCAGACAUUGACUCCCAACAUAGACCUGUUAGCAUACACUGGAGUGGCCCUGGAGAGACACUACGGUCACUGUGUUUGCACCCCUUCAAGAGCUGCUCUGUUAACUGGGAAAUACGCGCAUACCUUAGGUAUGCACGGUUACCCAUUAACCAAUGGCGAAGAUAGGGGACUGCCUUUGACAGAGAAAAUUUUACCGGAAUAUUUGAAACAGUUGGGUUACGCUACUCAUUUGGUAGGCAAGUGGCAUAUUGGGCAGUCUCGUACUGCGUACCUGCCCACCUCCAGAGGAUUCGACUCUCAUUUUGGUUACAGAGGUGGAUAUGUUGAUUACUACGAAUAUAUGAAUGAAGAAACUUGGAGUUUGGGUCAAGUAUCAGGAUUUGACCUUUAUAGAAACCUAUCAGCUGCAUGGGAUGUCGAAGGGUAUAUCACUGAUGUGUUCACUGACGAAGCUAAACAUAUUAUAAGGAAACAUGACGAGUCAAAGCCGUUGUUCCUGAUGUUGAGUCACACCGCGCCCCACGGUAGCUUAGACGGCUUCCUCUUGCAGGCUCCACCAGACGUGGUCCGUAGCUUUCGGCAUAUAGAGUCACCCGAAAGGAGAAUGUUCGCUGCAAUGAUAAAAAAGCUUGACGAUAGUGUCGGUGAUGUUAUUGAAACACUGUCACGGAAGAAAAUGUUGGAGAAUACUAUUAUUGUAUUUAUGUCGGACAAUGGUGGAAUGCCAUUCGGUAGAAGCAUAAAUUACGCUUCUAAUUGGCCUCUGAGGGGCACGAAAUUUACUCCAUUCGAAGGCGGAGUGAGAACUGUAGCACUAUUAUGGACACCUACUUUAGCAUCCAAUUCAAAUCAUUUAUGGAAGGGAAAUAUGCAUAUCAUAGAUUGGAUUCCUACUUUAUUUGGUGCAAUAGGUGCUGAUCCGCCUUCAAAUAUAGAUGGAGUAAAUCUUUGGGAUGAUAUUGUUUUAAACCAAAAUUCAAGGAGAGAUACCUUUUUUGAAAUCUACACCUACCCCGAAACAAGUUUCAGCGCUGUUGUUUCUGGUGAUUAUAAGUUGGUCACUGGUAAUGUUACGAUAGACUACAGCGAUCAUUACAGUGGGAACUCAAGAGGCAUUAUCGGCCUUGGGCCUUCAUACAUUGAAGCUAUUAAAAUCAGCAAAAUGUAUUCUGUUCUUGACAAGCUCAAGAAGUCAUUUCCUAUUGAAGAAAUCAACCUGAGAGACAAUAUACGAGUAGAUUGUAAAGCAGAUAGCCUUGUCAAAUUAUGUUACUCAUAUGGACAUAACGUGUGCUUGUUUGACAUCAAGAAUGAUCCCUGUGAAACCAGAGAUUUGUCUGUAACAAUGCCGGACGUGGUAGAGAGACUACAGGAUAUACUAAAAGCCGAAAUGAACAGGGUAGUGGACCGCCCGAAUCCUUUGUUUCGAGAUCCUCGAGCUUUGCCUAGUUUGCAUAACUAUACCUGGGCAACGUGGGCUGACCAUGUUAUUGUUACCUGAGUUUAAUACGUCCACAAUUAUUUGUAGGUAAUACGUAAGUUAGUAAGUAAGAACUUUAGGUAUACCAUAUAUAUUUUAUAUUAAAAGUUAUUUAUCUUCAAAAAGUUGCAUAUGUUUGUCAGACCAUUUAGAUGUCAAAGACGCAAUUGUAGUGCUUGAGUGAAUAGAUAAAGUAGCUUAUAGUAUCAAUCCCUAUUUGACCCGCAAAGUUGUCGGAAAGUGGCGAAGGAUAAGCUAGAAUAAUUAAACAAAGCAUGGCCAUGUAAUAAAGUUGAGGGUACGUUCUGAUAUGAUGAAUUAUUCUUGAAGUUUUGAGUUUGAGGGUCGCUCGCUCAAAUAUUUACACGCUUCAGGCGAAACUGUUCUCUUGGAUUAAUGAAUUAGGCGCCAUGUUGGUCUGGUAUCAAGUUAUUUCACUAACAUAGUAUAAAUAACGAAUUGUGACACGAGCAUUGUAAUGUUCUGUUUGCGAAGCCUAUUUGUGUAUGCAAUACUGGAAUAAUGCUGUGUGGUAGCGUAUGCCCGUGUUCUUUUAAGGAUCCUAGAAUUCUGUUGGGAAUAUAGGCAUAUUGAGUUAAUUUCAAAGCAAAAUAACAUGUCAAUCAAUCAAUCAAUCAAUAAUACUUUUCUUUCAAUAUUAAGGCCCUUUACACGCUCCGACUUUUUGCAGCGAGACAAUCGCGAUGCAAGCGCGAAACGUCAAACUGUACACCAUCGCGACUGCAUUACUUUUAGUAGCGCAUACGUAUUCCAUCCCCCUUUACCCACGAGUCUAUUGGUUUAUGUAUAUUAAAACCGCGUCUGCAUCGCAUACUUACGAACAUCUACAUCAAUGCAAUCACGAUCCUGCAUUACGAUUGAAUACCAUACCGGAGAUCCGGGCGUCCCGGGUUGGAAUCCCGGUGGGAACAUAUCACAAAAAUCACUUUGUGAUCCCUAGUUUGGUUAGGACGUUACAGGCUGAUCACCUGAUUGCGCAAAAAGUAACAUAAC
This is a messenger RNA of Pectinophora gossypiella (pink bollworm), 2717 nucleotides long. RefSeq names its product arylsulfatase J-like. The record is from RefSeq and is a predicted model, not a curated record. Bases 24 to 1724 code for a protein of 566 amino acids. The transcript is spliced from 8 exons. NCBI's taxonomy places the organism in Eukaryota, Metazoa, Arthropoda, Insecta, Lepidoptera, Gelechiidae.